Messenger RNA from Cyprinus carpio (common carp), 3206 nucleotides. RefSeq names its product zinc finger protein 385D-like. Gene Ontology annotation, cellular component: nucleus. Lineage: Eukaryota; Metazoa; Chordata; Actinopteri; Cypriniformes; Cyprinidae. Gene Ontology annotation, molecular function: nucleic acid binding; zinc ion binding. The record is from RefSeq and is a predicted model, not a curated record.
GAGAGAGAGCGCAGUGCCUGAGGAACACUCAAACAGAACAAAUGAGCAGCCGCAGCUCGACUCCCGCAAGAGACGCUGAUAUCGGCACGCUGGAGAGAGCUGCUUCACCAGGAGUCAGAUUACAGUCGGAGAGGAUCACCGGGCUCUGAGGCACAGCUGAGGACAGAGGUGCAAGACCAAGACUGAGAGUUUCUCUGAAGUGGGAUCUCAGUUCACACACACAGAGAGGGACAGAAAACUAGCGAGGUGUUGUUGCAGUCCUCGUGGUCUUGGUUCCCCACAUGCACAGAUGAGAUCAUGGAUUCACUCUUGAUGGCAGUGGUGCACGGGGACGCCACAGAUCUGGACGUGUGACAACCAUGGAAAGCAUGUUUAUUGGUAACGCGUGUCAGAGCAGACUGGUGCCAGCGCUGGUUCGAGCUCCUCUGCCCACUGUGCCGCCCUCCCUGGGCAUGAAGCACUUCCUUCCCUUCCCUCUGGACAGCGGCUCCACGCUCAGCCUCAUUCCCAGCUUCAGCAGCAUGGACCCCGUUCAGAAAGCUGUUUUGCAUCACACGCUCAGCGCUCCAGCCUCCUCUAAAAGAAAAGCUGUCUCAUGCGGCGUGUGCCAGCUGAGGUUUAACUCACAGAGCCAGGCAUUGGCCCACUACAAAGGCACCAAACAUGCCAAGAAGCUGAAAUGCUUGGAUGCUCCGAAAUGCCUCAAACACAAGAGUUCCCUGGUCACCAAGGAAAAUACCAACAAGGAGCCGCCUAAGGGCCUCUCUCCCGCUACAGCAGCCAGCAUCACUGACAGACAAGGUGGGAGUCAUGGAGCGCCUGUGACCCCUUCAUCACCCUCUUCUGCCCCAGUGUCCGGCUCCGGGGUGGAGCCCACAGAGCCAGAGUCUACCUCAGUGUCAGGAGGAGAGGACGGCCGCUCCAUCACGCCCAACCCUCCUGAACCAGAAGAGAUCGACCCCGCAGUCAGUCCAGAGACGGAGGAUGAGAAAGCGCUGCGUCUGCUCUACUGCUCCCUCUGUAAGGUGGCCGUCAACUCUGCGUCACAGCUGGAAGCACAUAAUACCGGCACCAAACACAAAACCAUGCUGGAGGCUCGGAGUGGGAACGGCUCCAUCAAAUCCUUCCCCAGGCCCGGGGUGAAGAGCAAGCUGACUGCACCCACUAAAGCAGACACGGGCCUGCAGAACAAGACAUUCCACUGUGAAACCUGCGACGUGCACGUCAAUUCAGAGACGCAGCUCAAGCAGCAUAUCAGCAGCAGACGCCAUAAAGACAGAGCUGCAGGGAAACCAGCCAAACCCAAGUACAGUCCUUACACCAAAACCCAAAGAGGAGCCACCAAACAGACAGUGAAGAUGCCAGUCGGUAAAGACCUGUGUCCACCGCAGACAACCAGGAUAAUGCCGUCCCACCUGGCAGCUGUUGCCGCUGCCAUUAGCUCCGCCUUCCCUCUGCGUGCCUGUCAUAACCCCGCCCUCUUUCAGACACAGUCCCUCCCCACCGCGCUGCUCCGCCCUGCACCGGGGCCAAUCAGGACUGCUCACACGCAUGUACUGUUUGCCCCCUAUUGACCUGUGAACUAUGACCUCUGACGGAUCGGACCAUUAACCCCUCCAUCACCUCACACUGGGCACGCAGCCCGGAACAAAUGAGCGAUACUGCAAUAAUUUAAAAACGAAACACGAACCAGGUAACUAUGCAUCGUCCUUUACAUGUGACACACUGAUGUUAAGCUAUAAAUGUAUCAGUGGAGAUUUGAUUUUUGUUUUUUUUAUGUACGGAAACCAUGAUUCAUCAUCAUCAUCAUCAUCACUUAGAGUACAAGACUGAUUUGUAUAUUUAAGGUGAGUUUGGGAACACAGAGAUGUUAAUAAUGGAGAAAAUGGAAAGUUGUAUUUCUCUACUGGUUUGCACUUUAAGUCUUUCUGUUGUUGAUUUCUAGACGACUAGAUCCCUUCCUGUUUUCAGCUGUUGGUGUAACCAGGUCAGCAGAGCUUCAUUUGUCAAUGGACCUGCUUCACAUUUCUGUGGUUCUCAGAAGCUGAAUUCAUCAUAAACUUCUAUAGUCGUGAAUGGAAACUACAACAAAUAAAAUUUUUCAGUAGAAGAAACAAAUCCAGUGUAGCAUUUCUAUGACUACACAAAAGAGGAAUAAAUAUCCAUCAACAUAAUCUUAUAUAAAAAAAUUCAUAUAGCAGAUAUGUACGUAAUCAAUUAUGUUGGUCAUAAGAGAGAAAUUUCGAAUUUGCCACCACUCCCUCAAAAAAUUUAUUUGAAACUAUUUUCACUCUGAAAUUGCUAUUUUAUUUUACAAAAUUAAGAAUUUAACGAUUAUUAAUCAUUCAUUAAUUUGACAAAAAUAAUAGUAAUAGUUGUCUAUUUCUAAUAAAUUAAUUAAUUAAUUAAACAAAUUGCCAUAACUUCUUACAAAAAAAAUUACUUUGUAACAGUUUUCACUCAGAAAUUGCUAGUAAAUUUCACAAAUAAAGAAACGCCAAUUAACACAUUGAAUUAAAUGCGAAAUUUUCAAAUAGAAACACUGAAAAACUUUAAUGCAGAGGUAAGAAAACACACAAAAAUACAGUGUUAUGAAUCUCCAUGAAAAUAUUAAAAACUUUGCUAGAUUCACAGUGUUAAUUGUGGAAAUGCAUUAAGACCUCAUGGAAUAAGUUAAGAAAUUUUAUAUGGUAACAUCUUAAGAAGUUUCAGCUAAUAACUUGAGCUAUAAAUGUCAUGUGACUGAUAACACUCGAGCAGGAAAAUUGUCAAGUUAAUUCUGAUUGGCUGCUGACCUCAGAGACAGACUCACAUUUAAAAUCCAAUUCCAGAUCCAGAUCCAGCUUUUCUGAUGCAAAUUAAGCCCUGUUGUACCUGUGUUUGUGUGUGUGUGUGUUUACAGCAGAACUUGGGGGAAGAUAAGUGGGUGAUUUCCAAAAUAAAAUGCUGCUGAUUCAUGUCAAAGCAAGGUUAAAAAAUAUAGUUGGAUGUUUGCUAAACAGAUGAAUAUGUAAAUGUGCAGGAGUGUGUUUGAGUGUGUGUGUCGGGGGGAGGCGGGUGGGGGAUCGGUGGUGGUGUUGAGUUAGCGGGCUUUUCACCUGAAGUCAUCUCUAGAAACAUUUCAUGAAUGUUACAUGAGCUACUGGGGCCACAAAGCUUGUAUCUUCUUGCAAUGUGAAAACCGAUAAACAUUUUCAAAUAAAGAA